This is a messenger RNA of Neopsephotus bourkii (Bourke's parrot), 2708 nucleotides long. RefSeq names its product EPM2A glucan phosphatase, laforin (gene EPM2A). The transcript has 4 exons. The coding region runs from base 104 to 1063 and encodes 319 amino acids. Gene Ontology annotation, molecular function: protein tyrosine/serine/threonine phosphatase activity; protein tyrosine phosphatase activity; carbohydrate phosphatase activity. Gene Ontology annotation, biological process: protein dephosphorylation. The record is from RefSeq and is a predicted model, not a curated record. NCBI's taxonomy places the organism in Eukaryota, Metazoa, Chordata, Aves, Psittaciformes, Psittacidae. Gene Ontology annotation, cellular component: nucleus; cytoplasm.
CCGGCGCCCUGGCUCCUCCCGGAAGUGCGGGCCCGACAGGCCCCCCUAGCGGCGGCGCGCCCCAACGGAAGAGGCUCCGGUUAGACGGGGUCCGCUGCCCGCCAUGCUCUUUCGUUUUGGUGUGGUGCUGCCGGCGCGGAUGACGGAGGGCGGAGGCGUGCUCCUGGUGGCCGGCUCCCGGCCGGAGCUGGGACACUGGGAUCCGCAGCGCGCUGUGCCCAUGAAGCCGGCGCGGCCGACAGCUCCACUGGCCGGCCAGGAGCCGGCGCUGUGGCUGGCAGAGGUGGUGCUGCCGGACCAGGACGCUUCUGACCCCUUCUGGUACAAGUUCCUGCGGCGCCAAGGCGGAGACCUCAUCUGGGAAGGUGAUGGGCCCCAUCAUGAUCGAUGUUGUGUUUACAACCAGAGCAACAUAGUAGAUGGAGUUUACUGCCUCCCGAUAGCACACUGGAUUGAAGUCUCUGGACAUACUGAUGAGAUGAAACAUACAACUGACUUCUAUUUUAAUAUUGCAGGACAUCAAGCUAUUCAUUACUCCAGAAUCCUGCCAAACAUCUGGCUGGGAAGUUGCCCUCGGCAGCUGGAGCAUGUGACCAUCAAGCUGAAGCAUGAGCUGGGUGUUACAGCUGUGAUGAACUUCCAGACUGAAUGGGACAUUGUUCAGAAUUCCUGGGGCUGCAACCGCUACCCGGAACCCAUGAGCCCUGAAAUCCUCAUGAAACUGUACAAAGAGGAAGGUCUUGCCUAUGUUUGGAUGCCAACCCCUGAUAUGAGCACUGAAGGAAGAAUACAGAUGUUGCCACAAGCUGUCUGCCUCUUGCACGGGCUACUGGAGAAUGGACACACUGUCUAUGUUCAUUGCAACGCUGGUGUUGGCAGGUCUACAGCUGCUGUCAGUGGCUGGCUGAAGUACGUGAUGGGAUGGAGCCUGCGAAAAGUUCAGUACUUCUUGGCUUCCCGGAGACCUGCUGUCUACAUAGAUGAGGAAGCUCUUAAUAGUGCUGAAGAUGAUUUCUACCAGAAAUUUGGGCAUCUUCGUUCCUCAUGCAAAAUACAAGAGUAGAAAAGCAGAAGUGGGAAAGGAAGGUGAGGAGGAAUCCUUACAUUUGAGCCCCAAGGACUUAGAAAUCAUGAGUCAGAUACUUGCCUCUCCUCUUCAAAUUAUAAACUUGUCAUAAAAGUCAUGAGAAUUUUGUUAAAUAAGUGCCUUUGAGGGCUUUUUAUUUGCUUUCUUCAAGCUGGUAUAAUUCAUGUUUUCAAGCCUUUUGCUGCAAGUGUGAGACUUAGAAACUCUGCAAAGGGAAACUAAGAUUUUCUUUAACUGCUUGCCUACAGGAGCUGAAUUUUUAGGGUAUGCACUAAAUAAGAUGUGAGGUGAAAUAGCUAGGCUUGGCAAUAUUUCAGUGACAAGAAAGAGAAGGCAUUCUCAGAAAAACACAUACAGAGUUUGACUAGAUGAAGGUUCAAAUUAGGAUGGAUCUGAUCAUUGUCAAAGCAGUUGUUUUAGGUGGAGUGUACACUACUGAAGUGUUUUCUGUUGAUUUUGUAGACAAGUAGUAUUAAUGAAAUAGACCAGAAGGAAACUAAUUUUUCAACUCAGUUUCUUAACCAAAAGCUAAUGUCUAAUGCAGUGAAUUAAAAUUUGCUCUCUGCCUAUCUAGAUAAUGUUAAAACUAUGAGUUACAGAUACAUUCUUUUAUACCAUUGGGGUUAUGCUGGGAUGUGACAUGAAGAGAGGAAUCAGCUCCAUUUAUUGCAGUCCACGGUGGUGCAGGCAAAGACUGCUAUUUAUGACAUUAUCCUAGGCUGUGAGAUAUCUAUUUUAAAGAUACAUUUUUGCUGCUCUGGUCCUUGCAGUGCUGUGCAGUGGGUUUCCUAUGUGCUAAGUCAAUCUCAGCAGUAACCACUGGGCUAAAACAGGAACUAUAGGAACUAUAUGACAAGCUUUGACACAUGAUUGACACCAUAGCCUCUUGUGUUGUUGGCCUAGAUUAAUUUAUGCACUAUAGCAAAAGUCUCUCCUUGUGCAAGUGGCGUAUAGAUGUUCACAGAUGCAGAUUUAGACAGUUGAAACUAUCUGUGGGGUGACUAAAUGAAUACCUUUCCCUAUAGGAGCAAAGAGCAACUCUGAGUAGGUUUUUUUAGGAGCUUAGCCUUAGUAGGCUAAUGUUGGCUUUUGGAAGAUCCCUAAUGUUUUCCAGUGCGGCUUAGUCCCUUAGUUAAACUAAGCAGUGGCACCAACGCCUUCCAGCCCUACUCAGAUAAACCCAAUUUGCUGUAGGUUAAGUCCAAAGAGAAGGGAGAGAAAGCAUUUUGUAGGGAACAGAGGAUUAGCAAUGUAUAAACAUUAAGAAACCUAAUUUCUAUAGGUUUAUUCUUCAGUGAAAUCUCAUUUUUUCCACCCAACUUAUUCCUCUAAAGACCCAGUCAGUGCCAGAGUAGUUUAGCUGAUAUAUAUUGAUUAUCUGAAUACUUAAUGGAGAAACUAUUAGCUAUGAACUGUUUAUGGAGAAUGUCCAGAAUAAUAUACUACAUUUCAUUUAUCCUAUACUUCAGUCACCUUCAAAAGGAAAAUAUUUAUUUAAGUUAUUCUAUGUGUGUGGUUUUGAUCAUGACUUUGUUUCUGAUUUUUUGAAAUAAUACUUCCUGUUUAGAAAAUGAAUGAAAGUCAUUCUCUGUUAAAUAAAUGCAUUAUGACAAUUCCAGGA